Messenger RNA from Vanessa tameamea, 1476 nucleotides. Its product is annotated as palmitoyltransferase ZDHHC16. Lineage: Eukaryota; Metazoa; Arthropoda; Insecta; Lepidoptera; Nymphalidae. Gene Ontology annotation, molecular function: palmitoyltransferase activity. Gene Ontology annotation, cellular component: Golgi apparatus. The transcript has 5 exons. The record is from RefSeq and is a predicted model, not a curated record. The coding region runs from base 175 to 1326 and encodes 383 amino acids. Gene Ontology annotation, biological process: protein palmitoylation.
GGCUUUUGUCAACGUCAAUGUUAUGACAUGGAUACAUAUUUUAAAAAUAAAUAUAUAAAAAUCUUUAUAAUGUUUGUUUAAUAAGUGAAUGAGUUUCAUAUUUUGUCGGAAACAUUAUAUGUUUUGCCUAGAUUUUAUAAGAAAUGUAUACAUUGAUACAAAUAAUAUAUUAAAAUGGUAGUAUUUCAAUGGCGGUUUCAAUGGAGAGGACUCUACGGUAGAAUAAAGGAUUAUAUAACAUGGAAAAUUUCCCAAAUUGUGUUGACUUUUUACACUCUCACAUUCAACACACACAUGGACCAGAAUUAUAUAAUUGACUGCCUCUUGGAACCAAUUUUUUGGUUUGUCGAUAACUUUGCUGGUAACUUAGGAAAGGUUUUUGUAUUCUGUGUAACUGUUUUAACAACAGCUGUAGUAACUAUUGCUUACUGGGUUGGAUUGCCAUAUUGGUGGCAAAAAAAUGAGUAUAUAACAGUAUUUUUGGUGGUUUUCGGCAACUGGCUGCUACUGAAUAUUGUAUUUCAUUACUACAUGGGUGUUUCAACUCCUCCAGGAUAUCCACCUCAUGGUUCGAUGAUAUCAGAAGCUGCAAGUAUUUGCAAGAAAUGUAUUUCUCCAAAGCCACCCCGCACUCAUCAUUGUUCAGUAUGUGAUAGAUGUGUCCUGGCAAUGGACCAUCAUUGUCCCUGGUUAAACAACUGUGUGGGUUAUUUCAAUGUGCGUUACUUUUACCUCUACAUGGCUUACAUGGUAGCUGGAGUCGCUUUUGUCAUAAUCGCUGGUUUGGAUUUGGGCUAUCAAGUUCUUUGGGUUAAUGACACAGGUGGGUUAACACAGGAACAUGAUCCAGAUCUUAUAGGGCAUCCAGUUCGAAUGAACCAAAGUGGUGUCCUUGUACCAGUUCAAGUUAUCGCAGAGUAUGAUUCGGAGAAUUCACCUCGAGAGCAUCAUCUUCCUACGCCUGUCAUAACUGAGGCGCAGCGAAUAACUGCUCAUCCAUGGAAAAGAAAAGCAGUUGUUUUCAUGGCAGUUACGUGUUUAUCAGUAUUCUUCGCUCUCGGAACAUUAAUCAUAAUGCAUGGAAAAAAUAUCAGUAAGGGUGAAACAAGUGUGGAGGCUCAUAUUAAUGCGUCACUCAGAAAACUUGAUAAAAACCAAUUUAGGAAUCCCUAUAACUUUGGGAGAAAGAAAAAUUGGAAAUUAUUCCUUGGUUUGACCCAAGGGAGGACAUUUUUCAGGAAUGUUUUAUUUCCAUCGAAGCAUCCGCCAUCGGGUAAUGGACUUACAUGGCACACGAUUCACAACGCAAUUGAAGAUUGGCCGUAAAUAUUUAUAAUAGUUAUAAUUCUCUUCACAUUAAUCCAAAAUGGUGUGACAUCUUAGUACUUUGUGUGUACUUAAUAUUGAAAGGAAUUAUAUUAAUAUUUAAGAUUAAAAUAAAAUGCGAGAUUUACACUAAGAGCAGUCUAAGAUUUU